GCAAACACUCUUGCUGCUUAUUGAGAAACAUUCAUGAUCCCUGAUCUUGUCAUGGGUCACAGAUGCUGAUUUUCUCCCAGGCUCAUGUCCCUGUUCACAAUAUUAACUGAAUGGCUGCUUUCUUGGAUUCCUUCAGCCCCAGAUUGCCCUCUAUUGUCAUAUUCUUUGUGGCUUCAUUACAGCCAUCUUGUCAUAGGGAAUAUUCUCUUAAUUUUUAUAAUUUUUUGGAGGAAGCCACAAUGUGAGGAAGGUAAUUAUUGGGGAAUUAGCAUCUCAUGUGAGAUUCCCCACCCUGAAGAUUACAUAUGUUUGAAAUUCUAUUUUGAGGAUGCUAACCAAGUAUGCAGAGGACUUUUGCUGGUUCUUCAACUUGAAUUCCAUGCACAAAAGGGCUGGACUCAUCAGUGAGACAUAUUGAACAGAAAACAAAGAUACGCUUCUGUGUUUCUGUGUUUCUUGUCUUUACAUGAUAAAGCUGGAUAGUAUUAUGAGAUCCCUGACAAAUAUCUAUGUCUUUACUUGUGCCUUUACAUUCACACUAUGGAAUAAUAUCCAGCCAACUGUAGAAGAUGAAUUUAUUGCAAAUUAUUCAAGCAAUUUACUAACUAAAGUUCCAAAAAACACUCCAGUCCAUACUCAAGUAUUAGAUUUAUCACAUAAUAGGAUCUCUGGACUUAGUAUCUCAGAUUUUAUUCAUCUUUCUGACCUUCAAGUAUUAAAUCUUUCUCAUAAUCUAAUUACGAUGCUUGACUUUAGUGUCUUUAUUUUUAAUGAAAAUUUAGAAUACUUAGAUUUAUCUCAUAAUAAUAUUUCAAAAGUUUCCUGUCUAACUCUUGCGUAUCUUAGACAUUUAGAUCUUUCUUUCAAUAAGUUUACUGCCCUGCCCAUCUGUCAGGAAUUUGGGAACAUGUUUCACUUGAAGUACCUUGGAUUAAGUGCUACGAUGAUACGAAGGUCAGACUUCAGGUAUAUCAAACAUUUGCAGCUGCACACUGUCUUCCUGAACUUGGGAAACUUUUCACUGUAUGAACCUCAGAGUCUGACAAUCUUGACUACAAGGAACCUCCACAUUGCCUUUGCAGCAAACCAAAACUUCAUUUUUUCCCUCUUGUAUGAUGGAAUGAGCACUUCAGAAAACUUAAAAAUAGUUAACUUAAGAUAUACCUUGAGUUACAAAGAUUUCCCCUCUCCACCUUUAAUGCUUCUGAAGAAAAUCAAGACAACAGCUCUCACUCUUGAUGCUGUGGACUUACAAUGGGCUAUCAUCCUGCAAAUUUUUGUGUUUAUUUGGUAUUCACCUGUGGAACAUCUGACUGUGAGAAAUUUGACUUUUAGGGGACCACUGGAGGACCCAUCUGAAUAUGCAUUUCUACCCUUAUUAAGCUCUGUGGAACAAUUAAUCUCUUUGGAUGGCUCCAUGAAAUCAUUAACUUUGGAGCAUGUUCGUAAUAAGGUUUAUUAUUUCAACCAGGAGAUUCUAUACAGACAGUUUUCAGAGAUGAAUAUUGCCAAUUUGACAAUAGCUGAUGCAUAUAUGCCACACAUGCUUUGCCCCAAUAGAACAAGCUCAUUUCAGUAUAUAAAUUUUUCUCACAAUGCCCUGACAGAUGAGUUGUUCCAGAAUUGUGGCACUCUCAUGGAUCUGAAAUUACUUAUUUUGCAGAAGAAUAAAUUUGAGAGCCUUCGCAAAGUAAGCUUCAUGACCAGCCGUAUGAAAUCACUGAAAUACCUGGACAUGAGCUACAACCUGCUGCGCCACGAUGGAGCGGACGUGCAAUGCCAGUGGGCUGAGUCUCUGACAGAGCUGGACCUGUCCUCCAAUCAGUUGGCGGAUGUUGUGUUUGAGUGCUUGCCAAUCAACGUCAAAAAACUCAGCCUACAAAACAAUCAGAUCAGCAAUGUCCCCAGGGGGGUGGCGGAGCUGAAGUCCUUGGAAGAGCUGAACCUGGCAUCGAACAGGCUGGCCGACCUGCCGGGCUGCAGUGGCUUUACGUCCCUGCAGUUCCUGAACAUAGAGAUGAAUUCAAUCCUCACCCCAUCUGCUGACUUCUUCCAGAGCUGCCCAAGGGUGAGGGAGCUGCAGGCCGGGCACAACCCGUUCAAGUGUUCCUGUGAACUGCAAGCCUUUAUCCGCCUGGAGAGGCGGUCGGGGGGGAAGCUGUUUGGCUGGCCGGCGGCGUACGUGUGCGAGUACCCAGAAGGCUUGCGAGGAACGGAGCUCAAGGACUUCCACCUGAGCCUGCUGGCCUGCAACACGACGCUCCUGCUUGUGACAGCUCUGCUGCUGACGCUGCUGCUGGUGGCUGCGGUGGCCUUUCUGUGCAUCUACCUGGAUGUGCCGUGGUAUGUGCGGAUGACGUGGCAGUGGACGCAGACGAAGCGCAGAGCUUGGCACAACCCUCCCGGAGAUCAGGGGGCCGUUCUGCAAUUCCACGCGUUCAUUUCCUACAGCGAGCGCGAUUCGCUGUGGGUGAAGAACGAGCUGAUCCCGAACCUGGAGAAGGGGGAGGGCUGCGUCCAACUGUGCCAGCACGAGAGAAACUUUAUCCCCGGCAAGAGCAUUGUGGAGAACAUCAUUAACUGCAUUGAGAAGAGCUACAAGUCCAUCUUUGUGUUGUCUCCCAAAUUUGUGCAGAGUGAGUGGUGUCACUAUGAGCUGUACUUUGCCCAUCACAAGUUAUUCAGUGAGAAUUCCAACAGCUUAAUCCUCAUUUUACUGGAGCCAAUCCCUCCGUACCUUAUCCCUGCCAGGUAUCACAAGCUGAAAGCUCUCAUGGCAAAGCGCACCUACGUGGAGUGGCCGAAGGAGAGGAGCAAGCGUGCCCUAUUCUGGGCUAACCUCAGGGCAGCCAUUAACAUUAACCUGCCAAUAUCCAGUUAAGCAAAUGAGUAGGAGAGUGAUGCUUCACCUGCUAGUAGUAUAAGUAUGUGAAUAACUGACUUGGCUUUUUUGCAUUAAACUCUGUUAGUAUUUUUUUC
Vidua macroura (Pin-tailed whydah) is the source of this 2979-nucleotide messenger RNA. Its product is annotated as toll-like receptor 6. NCBI's taxonomy places the organism in Eukaryota, Metazoa, Chordata, Aves, Passeriformes, Viduidae. Gene Ontology annotation, biological process: cellular response to bacterial lipopeptide; inflammatory response; toll-like receptor signaling pathway. The coding region runs from base 467 to 2881 and encodes 804 amino acids. Gene Ontology annotation, molecular function: lipopeptide binding; Toll-like receptor 2 binding; transmembrane signaling receptor activity. The transcript is spliced from 3 exons. Gene Ontology annotation, cellular component: membrane. The record is from RefSeq and is a predicted model, not a curated record.